ACACGUUAAUGCAUUGUACAACAGCGCUGUCCACUACGGCAAUUCUUUGAAUUGUAUAUGGGUUUAGCCCCAUAUAAUGUGCUUGAUUGCUGGUAUAAACUCCCCCUUCUACACAUUCUGGAUUGGAAUAUGGAGAAUCCUCUCCAUUUUGUGAAACUAUCUUUCAUCUUCCACCUCGUCUUCCCAUCUUUUGUCCUUUUCAGCCAAGCCCACAGUUUAAUGCAUUUUUGUGAAACUAGCAUUCUCUUCCACCUUCGUCUUCUCAUCUUUUGUCUUUUUCAGCCAGACCCACAGUUUAAUGCAAGUGCUGUCCACAACCACAAGUGGGGUUUGCAUCUGGGAAUUCUGGUUUAAGGCUGGGUUUAUUAGCAUCAAUGCUUCUUUGGAAAUUCCAUUUUUUGGGCUUAUUCUGUUCAUAAUUUCUCAUGUUGUCUUUCAUUGAAAUUCAUCUUUAGGAUUGGUUGUGCUAGUAGAGUUUCAUUGAUUGCUCCAUUUUCAUUUUUAUUUAUUUUUUGGGUUGUUUCCAUCAAAUUAGUGCUAGCUGGUUUCUUGAUCCAGAGAUAAAACCCAACAUUUUUUCCUUCAUUUUGAGAAACUUAGGGUUUUUUCAUUUUUUUCCUUUCUGUAGAACCAUAUAAGGGAACAAAAUGGCUUGGCUGAGCUAAAUUUGUUUAUGUAUGUUAAUUUUCUCCGCUGAAAUCUUCUUAUUAUGUAUUUCUAUAUGCGAGUUAUUUAUGGUGUCUGGGAAAUUUUUAGUUGCAUUAUCAGCUGUUUCAUAAGAUUUUGCAUUCUUAGAUGCAUUCCUUGUAUGCAGUUCUUUGAAUUCUAUAUGGGUUUAGCACCAUAUUAAUGUGCUUGAUUGCAGGUACAAACUCCCCCUUCUCCACAUUCUGGCUCUGUAUGUAGAGAAGCUGAAGUUCCCAGUUCAGGUUCUGUUGUGCAUGCUUAGAGAUUUGGGACAUUAUCAGUUUGACAAUGAGAGAGAGCACGCUCGUCAACAUUCAUGGAAAGUCAUAGAUGUGUACAAGCGUGCUGUCUCUCGUUGUCAUAUGAUAUGCACAAGACUUUAUUUGUUUCGGUUGGCUGUUUGCUGCAGAUGCUAGCAGGUCCAAACUGCCCCUUCUCCACAUUAUGGCUGUGUAUGUAGCGAAACUGAAGUUCCCAGUUCAGGUUCUGGUCAACGUUGUCUUUUAUUGCAUGUGAUAUGGCUUCUGCACAAACAUUUUUGGAUGGAUGUAUGCCAUGUUGUCAUCUACUGAUGAAAUCAUGAGCUCAGUUGAUGCUUGGAUUUUUCUUACAGUUCCUAUGAUACAAAAGGCAGGAAUCCCAAACACUGUCUUCAGUCCUGAAAUUGAAGGAUUCCUCUUAUAACUGUGUAUAUUAGUACUGCAGUGAUAAGUACCUCUUUAUUAGAUGUGUGUUAUGCUGAAUUUCUUUGUCAAUAAAUAAAUAUAAAAUUA
This is a messenger RNA of Rubroshorea leprosula, 1460 nucleotides long. The record is from the annotation of a GenBank genome assembly. Lineage: Eukaryota; Viridiplantae; Streptophyta; Magnoliopsida; Malvales; Dipterocarpaceae.